CGCAGCACCUCCCAGCCAUUGGCUGAAAGGACGCAGCGACAGUUUGAAAAUCGAGGCUCACGCUCUCGGAGUGAGAGCUGCUGUAAGAAAGAAAGGAAGAAAGACAACGAUUAGGACGAAUUCUAUUGUUAGAACAAAGGAGGCUUCUGCCAUGUUGGGAGAGGAGGACGGUGGAGCUCAGCUGCAGUGCUGCGCGACGGUGGAGCAGCUGAACACCUCCGGUCAGGCGACCCGCAGGCAGGUCAUCCGAAAGGCCUCCGUUGUUCUGGGCCGCAACGAGUUCAACGAGAUCAUCCUGCGGGUCCACGACGGGAAAAUCCCGCAAAAUUACCGCCUCAAAGAAUUCAAGCUUUUUACAAAGUUCGCCAGAGAAGGGAAGUGCACCGUCAAACUGCUCCCUGAAAACACCCAGGUACUCCUCUCCAACUGCCCCCCUGACCGCUUGAACCUCUUCCUCAAAACCCUGAGCAUCAAACACCAGGCCCGGCUGAGCAGCAAGCCGAUGACCGACCGAGAGAAGCUCAAAGCCGGUCUUCCCCGCAGCUUCGAGGCCAUCAGCCCCCUGCAGCAAAAGGAUAUCCAGAAGAUCAACGAGCUGAGGAGCAAAGUGGACCCCAAAGGGCUGGUAGACCGCACUAAUCGGACGGUAGCAGGCACAGGACAGCAGGUCAAAAGGUCAAGAUGUGACACCAACUUCAGCCCAUCGAAGGGAAACCCCAGCAAAAAGCCCAUCCUGUGUCUGCCCUCACGUAAGCUGAGUAAAGAACAGGCCGCUGUCCUCACUGCUGUGCUGAGCGGCAGGAACGUCUUCUUUACUGGAAGUGCAGGUACAGGAAAGUCCUUCUUAUUGAAGAGAAUCAUGGGAUCUCUUCCUCCAAAAAGCACAUUUGCCACAGCCAGCACAGGAGUGGCUGCAUCUCACAUCGGAGGAACAACGUUACACAACUUUGCUGGUAUUGGGUCCGGCUCCGCCCCCCUGGAGCAGUGCAUCGAGCUGGCCCAGAGGCCCGGGGUGCUGCAGCACUGGACCAGCUGCAGACACCUCAUCAUCGAUGAGGUCUCAAUGGUGGACGCCCAGUUCUUUGACAAGCUGGAGUCUGUGGCAAGGUCGGUGAGGAGGUCAACUGAGCCGUUCGGGGGCAUCCAGCUGAUCGUAUGUGGAGACUUCCUCCAGCUGCCUCCUGUUUCUAAGGGAAAGGAAAAGGCCAGCUUCUGCUUCCAGGCCAGGAGUUGGCGUAAAGUCAUCCAGGUCAACAUUGAGCUAAUGGAAGUGCGGCGUCAAACUGACCAGUCCUUCAUCUCCCUCCUGCAGGCAGUGAGGGUGGGCAGGGUGACUGAGGACGUCACCACUAAGCUGAUGGACAGCGCGUACCAUCUCAUUGAGAGGGACGGCAUCCUAGCGACCAGGUUGUGCACACACAAGGACGAUGUGGAUCUCACAAACGAGAACAAGCUCCAGCAGCUGCCAGGGUCAGCACGUGUCUUUGAAGCACUGGACAGCGACCCAGCACUGGUGAAGACCAUAGACGCCCACAGCCCCGUCAGCAGACUGAUCCAACUCAAAGUUGGGGCUCAGGUCAUGCUGACGAAGAACCUCGAUGUCGCCCGAGGUCUGGUGAACGGAGCGCGAGGGGUUGUGUUGGCUUUUGAGUCUGGAAAACAUGGACUCCCACGUGUGCAUUUCCUCUGCGGUGCCACGGAGGUGCUGAAACCCGAGCGCUGGGUGUUUAAGUCUGGCGGUGGCAUCCACCUGAGUCGACAACAGCUGCCGCUGAAACUGGCCUGGGCCAUCUCCAUCCACAAGAGCCAGGGCAUGACACUAGACUGUGUGGAAAUCUCUCUCGCUCGGGUGUUUGAGAGCGGUCAGGCUUACGUAGCCUUGUCUCGGGCUCGAAGCCUGGAAGGUCUGCGGGUGAUGGACUUUGACCCCCGCGUGGUCAGAGCAGAUCCAGACGUUCUAAUCUUCUACAAGAAACUGAGGAAAGAGCGACUGCUGAUGCAAGCCUCCAUGGAUGAUUUUCUUGGCAACAGCAACAAAGAGAACCCUUGGUGAGGGUGAAAUAAUCUACUGUGACACUAUGCACCGUGUGCAUGAAUAAUGUUUUUUUCUUCUUUGGACAAUUUAGCCUUCCUAAAUGAAGGCAGCCGCAUCGACAAUUGCAGUCUACCUCAUUGUAAAUUCUGCAGCACUUAAAACUUACACUGCCACCAUCUGGUCAUUUGCUUUAUUUAAGAGCUUAUUUUAACGCAUUUUUAACUGAAUAUCUUGAUUAUGUAUUUUUUCUGUGAACUUCUCUCUACGUAGAGCAUUAAAUGUUGAGUUUUUUUUA
Messenger RNA from Gasterosteus aculeatus aculeatus (three-spined stickleback), 2330 nucleotides. RefSeq names its product PIF1 5'-to-3' DNA helicase homolog (S. cerevisiae) (gene pif1). Gene Ontology annotation, molecular function: ATP hydrolysis activity; DNA helicase activity. The record is from RefSeq and is a predicted model, not a curated record. Lineage: Eukaryota; Metazoa; Chordata; Actinopteri; Perciformes; Gasterosteidae. Gene Ontology annotation, biological process: telomere maintenance; DNA repair.